This is a messenger RNA of Suillus paluster, 357 nucleotides long. RefSeq lists its product as uncharacterized. Lineage: Eukaryota; Fungi; Basidiomycota; Agaricomycetes; Boletales; Suillaceae. The transcript has 2 exons. Bases 1 to 357 code for a protein of 118 amino acids. The record is from RefSeq and is a predicted model, not a curated record.
AUGCCUUCAAUCUUCAAUCAGCUAUCCAACUCAGAUGAUACUACCAUUGAGGUUACUACUCCAACGGAUGACAAUUUGGCAGACAACUUGAAUGUCAAAGACCCACAGCCUGAGGAUGAACUUGAAGUACAAACAAAUGAGCAAGAUCUUGAAGUUCAAGUAGCAGUUCCUACUACAUCCGAGUCUGCAGGGCAGAACAUACAAGCACCAGCUGCUCCUACUGAAGCUGUUGUGAACAGUGAACCACAGAAGAUCAAAAUCACAUACUUUCUAGCCAUGUUCGCAGAAGAUCAACUACAAAAACCCAAGAAACAAUGGAAAGCCAUCAACACAUUUCUCUUCCUGACUUCUGACUAG